Messenger RNA from Fusarium musae, 1311 nucleotides. RefSeq lists its product as uncharacterized. Gene Ontology annotation, biological process: phosphatidylethanolamine biosynthetic process; phosphatidylcholine biosynthetic process. The transcript has 2 exons. Bases 1 to 1311 code for a protein of 436 amino acids. NCBI's taxonomy places the organism in Eukaryota, Fungi, Ascomycota, Sordariomycetes, Hypocreales, Nectriaceae. Gene Ontology annotation, cellular component: cytoplasm. Gene Ontology annotation, molecular function: ethanolamine kinase activity; choline kinase activity. The record is from RefSeq and is a predicted model, not a curated record.
AUGACAACAUCACCCACCAAUCUCGAUUUUGGCCAUGUGCCCUUCUUGGACUUGGCCUACGACAACAAUGAAUCACAGGACUCGGCUCGAAAACUCAUCCUGACACUCAUGCCAGACUGGGCGAGCCAAGAUUCGAAUGUUGAAUUUGUGCGUUUUACUGAUGGCAUCACCAAUACUCUGCUUAAAGCCGUCAACCACCGUCCUGGCAUGUCCAAGCUUGAUGUUGACCGGGAUGCUAUCCUACUCCGAGCCUACGGUCAUGGAACUGCCGUUCUCAUUGACCGUGAACGUGAGGCUGAGAACCAUGAGCUGCUCAUGAAAUAUGGUCUUGCUACUCAGUUGCUUGCCCGUUUCAAGAAUGGCAUGAUGUACCGUUAUCUCCUGGGUAAACCUGCACGUGCCCAGGAUCUUCGUGAACCUCUAAUACUGUCUGCCAUCGCUCGUCGUCUUGCACACUGGCACGCAACUGUGCCUUGCUUGCCGGACCCCAACCAUAGUCGGGACGACAGGCAUGUAAAUGGCGAGACCAAACUCAAUGGGCUUGCCAAUGGUAACACCAGCACCAAUGGCGAUAGCCAGACCAAGGGGAAUACCAACGGUAUUAUGAAUGAAAACAACAAGUCUCGCCAAGAACAGAUUGAUAAUGCAGCCCCUGGAAAAGCUCCGCCUAACAUGUGGACAACCAUGCAGAAAUGGAUUUUCGCCUUGCCCACUGAUACGGACGCUCAGCGACAGAGGCAAGCACUGCUGCAGGCGGAGUUGCAAGAGAUGGUCCAGAAACUGAGCCAGCGGCCUGGCUUGGGCAAGAACGGGCUUGUAUUUGCGCAUUGCGACCUUCUGUGUGCCAACGUUAUCAUCCACGAAGACGAUGAGGCUGCUCCUACCGUCGACUUCAUCGAUUACGAGUAUGCUACACCAUCGCCUGCGGCUUUUGACGUGGCGAACCACUUUGCAGAGUGGGCAGGAUAUGACUGUGACUACUCGGCUGUACCCAGACAGGAUCAACGACUUGCAUUUGUGAGGGAGUACAUCAAAUCUUACUUUUCUUUAACCGGCGAGGAGGUCGAUGAAGAGGAAGAGGUUCGGAAACUCAUGACCGAGGUCGAUGCAUACCGAGGAGUGCCAGGGUUUUACUGGGGUAUCUGGUCCCAAAUCCAAGCUGUCAUUUCCAAGAUUGACUUUGACUAUGCUCAAUAUGCUGAACUGCGAUUGAGUGAAUACUGGGCAUACAAGGGCGAGGAGGAUGGCAGCCGAAAAGCUUCAGGCCAAGAAAUGCCAUUGAGGGAAAAGACUUGGUGGCGCGCCGAGUAG